Molecule: messenger RNA, 2101 nt
Organism: Klebsormidium nitens
Lineage: Eukaryota; Viridiplantae; Streptophyta; Klebsormidiophyceae; Klebsormidiales; Klebsormidiaceae
Source: the annotation of a GenBank genome assembly
UUAGGCCAUUGACAGUCACCUCCAUAUUUGCAGCAUUGCACAUCUGCAGCUUCGCAUAAUCCCGAUACAGUGCCUUGUUGCUUUCUGUGACCAACUUGCAGGCAGUGAUUUGACGUCUGUAAGAAAUUCAAUGGCUCUGAGCACUUCCACACCGCUGGCUUGUCCUUCCUCCAGCACAGGCAUUGGCGCCCUUACUCCGCUCAAAGAUUGCCAGCUUAUCAUUUCCGGGCAAUCAGUCUCUGCCAUCCACCGGCCUUUUAGCAAGGCAACCUAUCAACACCGUCAGCAUCAUGCCUGCAAUUCAUGUCUUACGGGAGCCUGUGGGAUCAAGUCACGCCAACCCCUGUAUGGAUCACCAGCGCUCGAACUUGCCUCCUGUCACUUUCAGCAGAACAGCCACUUUUUGGGCAAAGUGAAUCAAGAGCGGGCUUACGUGCAUUACAGAAAGGGGCAUGGGAGGCGCCGCGGAAUGGCCCGCAGUGCACUUGGCUUUACAUCAGAGCCACGAGUGGAGGUGGAGCGUGCAGCGGGCAACCUUCUGAAGGACGCUGCAUCAGUCCUGGUGUAUCAGUCCGUUCUGACAGGGGCCCCGGCACAGGCUCUGCUGAAGCUGCUGCUUGCGCUGCGCCGCUCUGAUGACCAAGUCCGCAUCCUCGAGUCCUACGGCCAGUUCUUCCAGAGCCUUGCAAAAGGGGGCCACGCCAGCUGGGAAGAAUAUGUCCUUGAUCGCAUCCUGGCGGGCGAAGACAACCCGUUUGCCACUGCCGCUGCAAAGGGGCAGGCCGUCAGCCAGACGUUAUUGGCUGCGGCGGCGGCCGAUUUGGAUGUGUUACAGGGGCUCGCUAUCAUGGAGCACUCUUUGGUCUCCUGGGUCGGCGACGUCGUCAGUCUGCGGCCUGAGUGGAAGUUCGCCACUGCGGGCACCACGAAGACUGCGAAGAUGGACCCAAGGCCGCCUCCGGAGAGUCGUUUGAGACUUGGUUUCGACUAUGGCGCGGAACCUGAUCGUGAAAAGAAACUAGAGCGGGAAGGGAAGGUCGAGAAUGAAGGUCGGGGACCAGGGUUCGAGGAGUUCGGAUUUGGCGGCGCGAGCGAGAGCCAUAGUACGGAAAGAAAGCAGGAAAGAGGCUUUGGGGGUUUCGGUUUUGGAACCGGCCAAGAAGACGAGGGGGUAAAGAGUUUUGGAUUCGGAGGGGGACCGGAAUCCAGCAAGAGAGAUAGAAACGGAAGUGAGGACAGGAACGGGAAGGAUAAUACUGGGGGUAUAAUCGGCCUCGUUCCGGGGGGAGGAGAGAAUCCCGCCAGAGACAGCGUUGCGACGAACGCGGAGUGGCGCGCCAAGAUUAGCGGGCUGUGGAAGUGGUCCGAGGCGGUGCCGCUCCUCGAGAGCUACUACCGCAAGUUCGGCACAGGGGCCGUAGCGGCGAAUCUGAGUCUGAAGUGGCAAGGCGGAAAGCUCGUGAGCUGUGCUCCUCCAAAGGAGAUCGGAACUGUGCUUAGCAUCCAAAGGGACGCCUUCGAAGCGAUGACGAGCAACCUGGAACUGCACGCCGAGGGGCAGCCGGCGCACCACACUUUACUGUACGGCCGCUCCGGCCUGGGCAAGUCAUGGGUCCUCACGCACGCCGCCGCGGUCGCCGCAAAACGCUCCGGGCUUCGGACGGUCAAAGUCUCCCGACAGGAGGCGAAGACUUUGGACAAGCUUUUGGACGAGGUCCGACUGCACCCAAACGUUCGGUUCGCGGUUCUGCUGGACGACCUGACGUUCAAAGCGGGGGACGAGGCGGGGGCGGCUUUUAAGCAGUUGCUCGAGGGGAGUUUCGAGGAAUGGCCGUCAAAUGCGAUCAUCUGCGCGUCGAGCCCUACUCGGGAGCUGUCCCGGGGGCCUCCCUCCGAGCCGGCGUACCGAGAGGGGGGCGCGAUUGGGCAGCACUUCGGACUCGCUCUCGAGUUGCCGGAGUUUAGCCAGGAGACUUGUAGAGCUGCAUUGAAUGAGUUGGCGGGCCGGCAGCGAGUUGACGACAUCGAAUUUGAAAGUCUACCAGCGAAACCCAGCAUACUAAGUCUGAUCCAUCUUCUGAGGACAGAAAGCAAGCUUUGA